GGCUCCGGUGCCGCCAUGGCGGAGCCGCUCGCCCCCUCCGGGUUCCAGUUCGCCAUCGACCGCGGCGGGACCUUCACGGACGUGUUCGCCCGCUGUCCCGGGGGCCGCGUCCGCGUCCUCAAGCUGCUCUCCGAGGACCCCGCGUACCGGGACGCGCCCACCGAGGGGAUCCGCCGCGUCCUGCAGGAGGAGCUGGGGGUGCCGUUGCCCCGGGACCAGCCCCUGGACGGAUCCGGGAUCCAGUGGAUCCGCAUGGGCACCACGGUGGCCACCAACGCGCUGCUGCAGCGCCGGGGCGAGCGCUCGGCCCUCGCCGUCACCCGCGGCUUCCGGAACCUUCUGCACAUCGGGAACCAGGCCCGGCCACGGCUCUUCGACCUGGAGGUGGCCAUGCCCGAGGUUCUCUAUGAGGAGGUGAUCGAGGUGGACGAGCGGCUGAUCCCGGAGCAGGAGGGGUGUCACCUGCCGGGGAGUGACACCUGGCCACGGGUGACAGGCUGUUCCGGGGUGACCCUGCUGCUGCAGGGGCCGCUGGACCUGGAGCGGCUCCGCUCGGACCUGCAGGGGGUCCUGGCCCGGGGGAUCCGGAGCCUGGCGGUGCUGCUGCUGCACAGCUACGCGUGGCCGGGUCACGAGGAGCAGGUCGGAUCCCUGGCGGCACACCUGGGUUUCUCGCAGGUGUCCCUCUCCUCUCAGGUGGCCGGGAUGGCGCGGGCGGUGCCGCGGGGUCUCACCGCCUGUGCCGACGCCUACCUGAGCCCCGGGGUCCGGCGGUACCUGAGCGGCUUCUGCGGGGGCUUCAAGAACGGGCUCAAGGUGAGACUCGGGAGGGGCUGCGAGACCCCCGGGAACCCCUGGAGACCCCUGGAGACCCUGGAGACCCCCGGGACACCCUGGGGACCCCUGGGGAACCCCUGGGACCCCCUGGAGACCCCUGGAGACCCCCUGGGGACCCCCUGGAGAUGCCGUGGAGGGGGUCCCCUGACUGUCACCGAUGCCAACCUCGUCCUGGGCCGGCUGCUCCCCGAGUUCUUCCCCCGCAUUUUCGGCCCCUCCGAGGAUCAGCCGCUCUGUCGCGACACGGCCCUGGCCGCCUUCCGCCGCCUGGCCGCGGCCAUCCGCGCCUAUCGCGACAGCGGCGGCGACAGCGGCGACAGCGGCGACAGCGGCGACAGCGAGCCCGUGUCGGUGGAGGAGGUGGCCCUGGGCUUCAUCCGGGUGGCCAACGAGGCGAUGUGCCGGCCCAUCCGAGCCCUCACCGAGGUGGGGAGGGGGCACAGCGGGCUGCUCUCGGCGCUGGGGCUGGCGCUGGCAGACGCGGUGCAGGAGGAGCAGGAGCCGUGCGCGCUCCCGUACGAGCCCAGCGCGUUCCCGCGCCUCGAGCAGCGGCUGCGGGAGCUGGAGCGGCGCUGCCGGGACGCGCUCAGGGGACAGGGCUUCAACGACGAGCAGAUCCAGACGGAGCCGUUCCUGCACCUGCGUUACGAAGGCACCGACUGUGCGCUGAUGGUGUCAGCGCGGGGUCACCCGGCACACCCCGGCUCCUGUGGGGCGGGUGACUUCCUGUCAGCCUUCACCGAACGGUACCGGCUGGAGUUCGGUUUCACCAUCCCGGGCCGGGCGGUUCUCGUGGACGAUUUGCGGGUUCGGGGCUGCGGCAGCACCGGGAGCGUCCCCGAGACCCCCCUGGGACCCCGCGGGGACCCCCCGAGAGCCGAGACC
Pseudopodoces humilis (Tibetan ground-tit) is the source of this 1722-nucleotide messenger RNA. NCBI's taxonomy places the organism in Eukaryota, Metazoa, Chordata, Aves, Passeriformes, Paridae. The record is from RefSeq and is a predicted model, not a curated record.